This is a messenger RNA of Chilo suppressalis (striped riceborer), 453 nucleotides long. NCBI's taxonomy places the organism in Eukaryota, Metazoa, Arthropoda, Insecta, Lepidoptera, Crambidae. The record is from the annotation of a GenBank genome assembly.
CGUAAAGAAUUUGAACUAUGCUAGUCGAAGAUAUAUCAGACUAUGGCGUUCUUUGUAAAUUUCAACCCAAUGAAUAUGACUGUGAAAAGAAAGGCCGGUACCCCACAUAUGGAUUUUACUACGACAUAAAAAUGGAAGAUUGUAAAACGGCGCAGUUCGGUACUUGUCCGCAUAACGUUAAUAAUUUCAAAACAUUAUCGAUUUGUCAGGAUACUUGCCGUGAUGCAGGACAAGAAACUAUUAAGAGGAAUUUAAGUGCAGAUAUUUUUUGUCGUCUACAGCCUGAUUUUGGAAAUUGCAACGAUUACUACCCCAUGUGGUAUUUUGACAUGUCUCAACACGCGUGCAAGGGGUUUUCGUUCAGCGGUUGCGGCGGAAAUGCGAAUAGAUUCCACACAGCUCAGAUCUGCACUGCGAAAUGUGCAGCCGUGCUCGCAUAUUAAUUAAGAAACA